Messenger RNA from Entrophospora candida, 633 nucleotides. The record is from the annotation of a GenBank genome assembly. NCBI's taxonomy places the organism in Eukaryota, Fungi, Glomeromycota, Glomeromycetes, Entrophosporales, Entrophosporaceae.
AUGUUAAAAGAUGCAACUUUAAUAAAACAAGGAGCUGAAGCUCGAAUUUACAUUGCAACAUUUCUAACAAGAAAAACAAUAGUUAAAGAACGAUUUAAGAAAACUUAUCGACAUCCAAUUCUUGAUAAAAAACUUACAUCAAAAAGAGUUGUUCAAGAAGCAAGAUGUUUGUUCAAAUGUUAUAAAUCAGGAAUAAACACACCAGUAUUAUAUUUUGUUGAUUUAAAGAAUAGUACUAUUUAUAUGGAAUUUGUAGAAGGCAAAACAAUUAAAGACAUAAUAAUAUCAAUAGAUCCAACGAAUAAUCAGCACAAAGGAGAAUCAUUGGCAAAAAUGCAUUUGAUUGAUGUUAUCCACGGAGAUUUAACCACUUCAAAUCUGAUGUUAAGAGAAAAUUCUGAAGGAUUAGCAAUAAUUGAUUUUGGAUUAAGUUAUGUUUCAAAUUUGCCUGAAGAUAAAGCUGUUGAUUUAUAUGUAUUAGAAAAAUCAUUUCAAAGUACUCAUCCUACUCAUGAAUUAAUGUUUAAUGAAAUUUUAAAAGUUUAUGAGAAAAACCACAAAAAUUCUAAAGAAAUUUUGAAUAAAUUGAUGGAAGUAAGAUUAAGAGGACGUAAAAGAAGCAUGGUUGGUUAA